UUUAAUUUCCUAAGGCAGAAACACGAUUGCGAAUCUUCUGCGCGAAAUACGAUGACACUUGCCUUUUUACCGUUUACCAAGUAUCCUAAUAUUUUUGUAAUUUUCCAAGAUGGCGCCGACAACAUUAGCGGAGGACAGGCUGACGUCGGGACACCGGCUAUCCCACCCUCCCCCCGGAGACGAGGUCCUCAUCAGUGGAAUCUCGGGAUACUUCCCCGAUUCGGACUCCGUCAUACAUCUGCAGGAAAACCUUUUUAAUAAGGUCGACCUCAUCUCCGGUGACGCUCGUCGUUGGAAGCUCGCCCACCCCGAGAUCCCGCAGAGGACCGGCAAAAUCAACAAUGUUAACAAAUUCGACGCGUCUUUCUUCGGCGUCCACUACAAGCAGGCUCACACCAUGGACCCUAUGUGCAGGAUCAUCUUAGAAAAGGCUUACGAAGCUGUCAUUGAUGCUGGUGUGAACCCCAAAGAGCUUCGUGACACGAAGACAGGUGUGUUCGUGGGCGCUUGCUUCUCAGAGUCCGAAAAGACAUGGUUCUACGAGAAAAUGCAGGUCAACGGAUUCGGUAUUACCGGAUGCUCCCGUGCUAUGUUGGCCAACCGUAUCUCUUACUGGCUGGGAGUGACGGGUCCGUCAUACACAGUGGACUCGGCUUGCUCCAGUUCGCUGUAUGCUUUGGAACACGCCUUCAGGGCUAUCCGUGAUGGACACUGCGAUGCUGCUAUCGUUGGAGGGUCCAACUUGUGUCUGCAUCCCUAUGUAUCACUGCAGUUCUCUAGAUUGGGAGUAUUAUCACCUGACGGCAGAUGCAAGAGUUUCGACAACAGCGCCAACGGUUACGCGCGUUCAGAAGCCAUUGUUGUCUGUUUCUUACAGAAGGCCAAGGACUCAAGAAGAGUAUACGCUCAACUCUUACACGCUAAGACCAACUGCGAUGGUUACAAAGAACAGGGUAUCACAUACCCAGCUGGUCAGAUCCAGAAGCAGCUCCUCAGGGAGUUCUACGAAGAGUGCUCUAUUCCACCAUCAGUCCUCGAGUUCGUUGAAGCCCACGGAACAGGUACAAAGGUCGGAGACCCCGAAGAGUUGCUAGCCAUCGAUGAGAUCUUCUGCACCGGUCGUAAAGACCCUCUUCUGAUCGGAUCCAUCAAGUCCAACCUUGGACACAGCGAGCCCGCUUCUGGACUCUGCUCUAUCGCUAAGAUGUGUAUCGCUUACAGCACUGGAUACAUUCCACCUAACUUGAACUACAACGUGCCUCGUGAGGGCGUCGCGGCCUUGGCUGAGAAGAGGCUGCAUGUAGUCACUGAGAAACACCCCUGGAACAGAGGCAUGUCCGGAGUCAACAGUUUCGGAUUUGGAGGAGCUAAUGCCCAUACCCUGCUGAAGAAUGUGGCGAGGGAAAAGGUCAACAACGGAAAGCCAUUCGACGACCUUCCCCGUCUGGUCUGCGUGUCAGGCCGUACGGAGUCCGCUGUAGCCAAGAUCCUGGAUGACCUGGAGUCUAGGACAGUAGACGCUGAGCUGGUGAGACUGCUCCACGCCAUCCACGAUGACGACAUCCAAGGUCACGUUGUCAGGGGAUAUACUUUACUCGAAUCCCAGCCGACCAAGAGUGUGUCUCUCGCUCGUGAGAUCGAGUACUUCUCCGGAGUCCGUCGCCCCGUCUGGUUCGUCUACUCUGGCAUGGGCUCACAAUGGGCCGGUAUGGGCAAGGAGCUCAUGAGGAUCCCGGUCUUUGCUGCAGCUAUUGAGAAAUGCCACAAGGCCCUAGCACCUAAAGGAAUCAACCUUACGAAAAUCAUCACUGAAGAUGACCCUAAGAUCUACGACAACAUCCUAAACUCCUUCAUCGGUAUCGCCGCCAUCCAGAUCGGUCUCACUGAUGUACUGAAGACCAUCGGCAUUGAGCCCGACUACAUCAUCGGUCACAGCGUUGGAGAGCUUGGUUGCGCAUACGCCGAUGGCUGCUUCACUCCUGAGGAGAUGAUCCUGUCUGCUUACAGCAGGGGUCUGGCCUCCAUCGAGACCCCCUUCAUCAAGGGAUCCAUGGCUGCCGUCGGUCUUGGAUACAACCAGAUCAAGACCAUGUGUCCCCCUGAGAUUGAAGUCGCUUGCCACAACGGCCCCGACUCCAGCACCAUCUCGGGCCCCGCUGACGUCAUGAAGAGCUUCGUUGCCAAGCUCACCGCUCAGGGCAUCUUCGCCAAGGAGGUUCCUUGUUCCAACAUCGCCUACCACUCCCGUUAUAUCUCCGAGGCUGGUCCAACUCUAUUGAAAUACCUGAAGCAAGUGAUCACGUCCCCCAAAGCUCGUUCCGAAAAGUGGGUGUCGACCUCCGUGCCACAGGCACAGUGGAAGGACGCCAAGGCUGAGCUGUCCUCAGCCGAAUACCACACCAACAACUUAUUGAGCCCGGUCCUGUUCGAGGAGACAGCUCGCCUGAUCCACCACAACGCCAUCACCAUCGAGAUCGCUCCCCACGGCCUCCUCCAGGCCAUCCUGCGCCGCUCCCUGAAGAAGGACGUCAUCAACAUCGCCCUCACUCAGCGCAACCACAAGGACAACGUACAAGUUCUGUUCACCGCUUUCGGAAAGUUGUACGAGUCCGGUCUGAACCCGCACCUUGCCAACAUUUACCCGCACAUACCUUUCCCCGUGUCACAGGGAACACCUAUGCUCGCUCAUCUGGUUGAAUGGGAGCACAGUGAAGAUUGGUAUGUAACAUCAUACAAGGCUCAAGAGAAGAUGAAGUCUGGUGAGAGGACCGUCAGGAUGUCCAUUGUGGAUGAAGACUGUGAAUACCUGGCUGGGCACGUCGUUGACAGCCGUAAUCUGUACCCCGCCACCGGCUACCUGGUCUUAGUAUGGGAGACCCUCGGUAUGAUGAUGGGAGAGCUCUACACUGAGGUCUCCGUUGUCUUCGAGAACGUCAGGUUCCAGAGAGCCACCAACAUUCCCAAGGACGGCAACUUGGAGUUCAUCAUCAUGAUCCAAAAGGGCAGUGGUAACUUUGAGAUCGUAGAGAGCGGUACUUCCAUUGUGACUGGUCGCAUCUACGCCAAGAAGAACGUCGGCCAAGACUACCGAGUGUUGCCAAACUUACCCGAAGUGAGCGGCCCCAACAUCAAGCACAUGCUCACCAAGGACUUCUAUAAGGAACUGCGUCUUAGAGGAUACCAAUACAGUGGCCUCUUCCGCGGUGUUCUCGGCUGCAACGUCGAGGGUACCCGCGGCCGUCUCUCCUGGGUCAACAACUGGGUCACCUUCAUGGACUGCAUGCUGCAGAUGAAGAUCAUCGGAGGAGACACCAGAGGACUCUUCGUCCCCACCAGAAUCGAGAAGCUCUCCAUCGAUGCCAACAUGCAUUACAACGCUAUCUCCAAGAUGAACCCUGAUUCCACCAAGAAUUCCUUCGAGAUCAGGGUGUACCCACAUGUUGAUGUUAUCAGGGCCGGUGGUGUCGAGAUCCGUGGUCUUCACGCCACUCCUAUCACUAAGAGAUUGCCUCUUGGUGUGCCUGUUCUUGAGAAGAACGAGUUUAUCGCCAACUUUGGAAAGUCCAAGAUGAAGGUUGAAGACAUUCUUCGCGCGAACAUCCAACUGAUCCUAGAGAACAUACAGACUUACAAAGUCAAGAGCAUCGAGUUAGUUGACGAGGAGUACAAGAAGAACGACUUACAGCCUGUGUUGGAACAAGUCGGCGAUGUGCUUGGAGACCUGCCGCUGGUACAGGCUGAGCUGGUGGUGAUUUCUGAGGAAGCCAUCGAAAUGCCUUCCAACAUAAUCGUUGAGAACAAGAAGCUGGCUGGUGAAAGCAACACGGUUCUGUUCAUAGGUGCCAACCUUUUGGGCAGGCCUGAGGUUCUCCAACAAGCCGUGGCAACUCUCAAGGACAAAGCCUUCAUCAUCAGUCGCGAGACUGAACGUCCAGACCCCAAGGCGUACUCCGGAAAGUUCGACAUCAUCACGAUUUACGACACCGGCGUUGAAUACAUGGUCCUCUUCAGGAAACGCGUUGGUGCCCGCCCAGCGAAGUUCGUACGAAUUGUCGCCGCCGACCUCACCUUCGCAUGGAUCGACAAAGUCAAGGAAGAGAUCAAAGAAGGGCACAAAGUGGUCCUUUACACCCAAGAUGAGCCCAUCAACGGUCUUCUAGGUCUCGUCAACUGUUUGAGGAAGGAGCCUGGUGGUGAGAUUGUGUACGGACUACUCAUUUCUGACCCCUCUGCUCCUCCGUUCAACCCUGACUUGGAGUUCUAUGAAGAACAGCUGGACAAGGAUUUGGCUCUCAAUGUCUACCAAGAUGGUCAAUGGGGUACUUACCGCCAUCUUCUUCUUGGAGAUUUGGACACGGUUCGCGCAAACCACGCCUUCGUGAACACCUUGACCAUCGGAGACCUGUCCUCACUGAGUUGGUUAGAAGGACCCAUCAGGGAGAACCACCAGUUCCAGGACCCUGAGAAGGUGUUGAUCAACGUAUACUGCGCCGCCUUGAACUUCCGUGACGUCAUGACGGCCACCGGUCGUGUCACAGUAGACGCUGUCGCUAGAGGACGUCUUGCGCAGGAAUGCGUGCAAGGUUUCGAGAUUGUCGGCAAGACGCCCAACGGUUCUCGUGUCAUGGGUAUGAUUCGUAACCGUGGUAUGACCAACUUGGCUGAGGGUGACAGAGCACUGCUGUGGGCCAUCCCUGACGUAUGGAGCUUCGAGGAAGCCGCUACCAUCCCCGUGGCCUACGGAACUGUCUACUAUUCCUUGGUACUAGUCGGCCAGAUCCAACGCGGUGAGUCCAUCCUCAUCCACGCCGGUUCCGGAGGUGUGGGUCAGGCCGCCAUCAACGUGGCGCUGUUCUACGGGUGUGAGGUCUUCACCACCGUCGGUACCGCCGAGAAGAGGGCCUUCAUCAAGAAGCUGUUCCCACAACUUAAAGACUCCCACAUCGGCAACUCUCGUGACACUUCCUUCGAAGACAUGAUCAGACGCGAAACCAACGGCAAGGGAGUCGACCUCGUGCUCAACUCUCUGUCUGAUGAUAAGCUGCAGGCGUCAGUAAGAUGUCUCGCGUACCGCGGCCGCUUCCUCGAGAUUGGAAAGUUCGACAUCAGCAACAACACCUCCAUCGGCAUGUACUUCUUCCUCAAGGAGACCUCCUUCCACGGCAUCAUGUUGGACUACAUCUUCGACCAGAGCUACGAGUUCAGAAAGCGUCUGCAAGACUUGCUUCUGUCUGGUAUCGACAACGGUGCCGUCAGGCCUUUGACUUACUGCACCUUCGAGGCCAACGAAAUAGAAUCUGCCUUCCGUUACAUGGCGGCCGGCAAGCACAUCGGAAAGGUCAUCGUUAAGAUCCGUGAGGAGGAGCGCAGUAACAAACCCGUCAUACCAACCAGCUUCCCCAUGGACGCUAUACCUAGGUACAUCUGUAACGAGAACUACGUGUACGUGGUAGUGGGAGGUCUCGGCGGCUUCGGUCUGGAGCUGGCUGACUGGCUCAUCAUGAGAGGUGGCAAGAAGAUCGUGCUCACUUCCCGCAGAGGAAUCACCAACGGAUACCAGUCAUCCAGGCUGAGGGCAUGGGCAUCAUACGGUGCUGAAAUCCAAAUCUCGACUCACGACAUUACAACCGAGUCUGGUUGUGAGGAGAUGCUGAAGAUGGCGAACUCCUUAGGUCAAGUCGCAGCCAUCUUUAACCUGGCUGUAAUCCUGAAGGACUCCAUCUUCCAGAACCAAACGCCUGAAACCUUCAAGACAUCAUUCGCACCUAAGGCUUUGGCUACCAUGCAUUUAGAUAAACUGUCCAGGAAGUUGUGCCCAGGCUUGAAGGACUUCGUGAUCUUCUCAUCCGUAUCCUGUGGUCGCGGUAACGCUGGUCAGACCAACUACGGUCUCUCCAACUCCGUGAUGGAGAGGAUCUGUGAAUGGAGGAAGAAGCUCGGACUCCCAGCCCUGGCUGUUCAAUGGGGAGCUAUUGGUGAUGUGGGUCUCGUAGCCGACAUGCAGGAUGACGACGUCCAGCUGGAGAUCGGAGGCACCCUCCAACAGAGGAUCUCAUCCUGUCUGACAGCUCUCGACAAGUUCAUGAAGCAAGACGCGGCUAUCGUGUCCUCCAUCGUGGUGGCGGAGAAGAAGGCGGGAGGCUCUGGCUGUGGAAACAUUGUGGAUGCUGUUGCGCAGAUUAUGGGUAUCAAGGACCUGAAGACAGUAUCGCAGCAGGUGUCUCUCGCCGAGCUGGGUAUGGACAGUAUGAUGGCGGUGGAGAUCAAACAGACGCUCGAGCGAGAGUUCGAGAUCUUCCUCACGGCGCAGGAUAUUAGGACAUUGACCUUCGCCAGGCUUGUAGAGCUGACCGCCCAGCGUGAAGCCGCCGCCUCCACGGCCGCCACACGACCGACCAACGCCGAAGGUGGCGCCGGACUGAGGGUGCUCAUGAGGAACUUCGGAGACGAGAACCUCGUAUCCGAGCCGCUCAUCUACAUGCCGACCAUGGUCAGCGAUGGAGUUGAGGGUGAAGAAGCCAUCCACGUGAUGGAGCGCGUGAUGUUCAUGCUGCCAGGUCUGGAAGGUUGCGCGGCGGUCAUGGAGCCGCUCUGCCGCAGGCUCAAGAUCAAGGUCUGCGUGCUGCAGCUCGGUGUUGAACACAAGAACGAGACCAUGGACCAGAUGGUCACACGUCUUCACCAGUCUGUCAUCUCAAGACUGGCGCCGGGUGCUCCAUUCUGGUUGCUCGGAUACAGUUUCGGUACUCUUCUUAUCUUGGAGCUGGCUUCGAGACUCGAGAGCGAAGGUUUCAAGGGAACGGUAUUCUGUUUGGACGGAGCUCCUGACUUCCUCUACUCCCUACUCACUAUGACCAUCAGCUUCAAGAACGACUUCCAGCUGCAGAACAACCUCCUCUGUCACACGGUCGACACCAUCGCGCCCAACAAUGACAUCACCAAGCCCCUUCUCGAGAAACUCAACGAAAUCGAAUCAUACGAGGAAAGAGUCGAGCUCACCAUCACCAACUGCCCCGUCCAGAGCAAGUACUCCAACAAGUUCAUCGGAGCAAUCGCCCGCGUUUCCUUCGACAGACUCAAAACUAUCCGGGACUUCGACCCUAAGGCCUUCAAGAAACUACAGUCCCCCAUCAUUCUUCUCCGUCCUAAAGAAUCCUUCUCACCAUACGUUGUCCUCGAGGAGAAUUACGGCUUGGAGAAGUUCACUGAAAACACGGUCACCGUCCACUAUCUGGAAGGAAACCACGUCAGCAUCAUUGAAAACAAGGACUGCGCUAACAUUAUCAACCGAGCUCUCCUAGAAAACGAAGGUCAGACAGGCAAAGCUACUGAGAACGUCGUAACCAGUAUCGUUGAAAACGCAAGACAAGUCCAGGUUUAAACGAAUCGAAGCAGAACCAUUCAAACGAUUUAUGAGAACUGUGUAUUAACUUAUUUAGGGAAAGGUUAUUGUUAUCAUAUUUCUAAUUUAAUUUAAGUGUGUUAAAAAUUAUGGCCGUAUUUUAAAUUUAUAUUUUGAUUAAGUAACUGUUAGUUUUAGAUAAGUAGUCGUUGAGACACCAGUACCAAACAAAUAUUCAUUAAGAUUAGUGGUAACGGUGAAAGUCGGUAAAUUAACUCAAAUAAUUUAACGUGAAGGAGGGGAAUUGUAAGGGAAACUUAUUUAAACGUAGGCAUUCAAACUAAUUUAAGGAAUAAUUUAUUGUUUAUAGACAUUUAAGCAAAGGGUUCCAUAUGGUAAUGUUUAAUAUAUUGAUUUUAAUGAUA
This is a messenger RNA of Trichoplusia ni (cabbage looper), 7767 nucleotides long. It is a transcript of the gene FASN3, whose product is annotated as fatty acid synthase-like. The record is from RefSeq and is a predicted model, not a curated record. Gene Ontology annotation, biological process: fatty acid biosynthetic process. Bases 110 to 7381 code for a protein of 2423 amino acids. Lineage: Eukaryota; Metazoa; Arthropoda; Insecta; Lepidoptera; Noctuidae. Gene Ontology annotation, molecular function: phosphopantetheine binding; fatty acid synthase activity; oxidoreductase activity. The transcript has 40 exons.